AUGUAUCGCCAUGUACAGCAGCUAUUUGCUGAAAUUACCCAAAGAAUUAGAAACUCUCCUACGAGAAUCUCCGCGGCUUUAUUCCAUAGGAAUUCAAAACACGACGAAGCAGUUGACUCUUAUGCUGAAAAAGAUUAUGUAUUAGUAUCAUGGACAUCCAAGUUAUCCAGGUUGGUAAGGCUAGGCAAGCCAGAAGAAGCCAUUUGCUUGUUCAAGACAAUGCUAUUCCUGAUGACUAAUCAAAGGCCAAACUAUGUUACAAUUUUAAGCUUAAUAAAAGCCGUAGAUGCUUUAAAUUGGGAUGUCUUGAUAAUGAUGGUUCAUGGGUUGGUGGUCAAAAUGGGGUUUGAAUCAGAGCCCUCAGUUUUAACUGCUCUAAUUGGAUCGUAUUCCGUUUAUGGUAUGGAAAUGUGUUGGAGUUUGUUUCAUCAAGUACCUGAUAAAGAUGUUGUUUUAUGGAGUGCUAUGGUUGCUGGAUGUGUUAAGAAUGGGGACUAUGUGGAGGCUCUUGAGUUGUUUAGAAGAAUGCAGUUUUUUGGGUUGAAAGCUAAUCACGUUAGUAUUGUCAACAUUUUACCUGCUUGCGCGAAUCUUGGUGCUCUCCAGUUAGGUAGAGAAAUACAUGGUUUUAUCAUAAGAAGAAUGUUUUAUCAUGUUACUAGUGUUCAGAAUUCAUUGGUUGAUAUGUAUGCAAAAUGUAAUAGUCUUGAUACAGCAAUCUGUGUUUUUGACGGGAUGUGGAAGAAGGACUUGGUUUCUUGGAAGACUCUGAUUCGUGGUUAUAUUGAGAAUGAAUGUGGAAUAAAAGCAAUUAGUCUUUUUUCAAAGAUGCAGCGGUUGUCUUUCUUUGCUCCAGAUGAAUUUGUUGUCCUGGAUAUGAUUAUGGCUGUGCUACAAUCUGGAGAAAGUAAAAUUGGAUCUGUAUUUCAUUGCUAUGUUCUGAAAACCGGGUUCUUGGCUUUUGUUUCUGUUUCAACUUCACUUUUGCAGAUGUAUGUUAAGUUUGGCAUGGUAGGUUCAGCUAGGAAUGUGUUUGAUCACAUUAGCAAUAAAGAUGUCAUUGCUUGGAAUGUGAUGAUCUCAGCUUACACCCAAAGCAGGUUAACUUUUAAUGCUGUGGAUACAUUUACACAGAUGUUAUGUAUGAACUUGAAACCUAAUGAGUUCAGUUUAGUUACUUUGUUGCAAAUGUGUUCUUUGAUGGCAUCUCAAGAAGCAUCUCAUGAACUUGGAGAAAGCAUCCAUGCUUUCAUAGCAAAACUUGGUUACUCAAGGAAUGUAUAUUUAUCUUCAGCCUUGAUAGAUUUCUACUGCAGAUCUGGAAGGGUUAAGCAAGGAAAGGCUCUUUUUAAUGAAGUUCCUACCAAAGAUCUUAUUUGUUGGAGUUCAAUGAUUAAUGGUUAUCGAUUGAAUGGUUAUGGAAUUGAGGCUCUUGAGACAUUCUCAAAUAUGUUGCAUUGUGGGAUAAAGCCCAAUGAUAUUAUUUUUCUUUCUGUUUUAUCUGCUUGUAGUCAUUGUGGGCUAGAAUACGAGGGUUGGAACUGGUUUUAUUCUAUGAAAGAGAAGUAUGGCAUUACUCCAAAACUUGCACACUAUGCAUGUAUGGUAGAUUUGCUCAGUCGCCAGGGUAAUAUUGAACAAGCCCUAGACUUUGUGAAGAAAAUGCCAAUGGAACCAGAUAAAAGAAUCUGGGGAGCUCUUCUUGCUGGUUGUAGGUUAACGCAUGGGCCAAUUGAGAUUGUAGAGUUUGUUGUUGAACAGCUUGCCACCUUGGACCCACAAAAUAGUACUAACUAUUACAGGAUUUUAUCAGACCUAUAUGCAGAGGAGGGUAGAGAGGAAGAUGCAGAGAGGCUGAGAAGAUUGGUGGAUGAGAAUGCCUAG
Messenger RNA from Durio zibethinus, 1884 nucleotides. The record is from RefSeq and is a predicted model, not a curated record. Lineage: Eukaryota; Viridiplantae; Streptophyta; Magnoliopsida; Malvales; Malvaceae.